This is a messenger RNA of Aspergillus eucalypticola CBS 122712, 995 nucleotides long. RefSeq names its product MBL fold metallo-hydrolase. The record is from RefSeq and is a predicted model, not a curated record. The coding region runs from base 73 to 876 and encodes 267 amino acids. The transcript has a single exon. Lineage: Eukaryota; Fungi; Ascomycota; Eurotiomycetes; Eurotiales; Aspergillaceae.
AUCGGCAGACAAUACCUUUCUACAAGUCUUUCUCUCAUCAAUCAGCCCCUCUUUUCAAGCUCAUCAGCAAUCAUGGCACCCACUCUUAACAUCACUCAUAUUGGCACUGCUACAGCCAUACUUGAGAUCAAUGGGGUCAAUAUGCUCACCGACCCUUUCUUCUCUCCUGCGGGAACAUCUUUCCCUAUGACCGACAAGUUUUCUCUCAAAGUGGAGGAUGACCCUGCCCUCCGCCUAGAUCAGCUUCCUGUCAUUGAUGCAGUUCUGCUCAGUCAUGAAGACCAUGUCGACAACCUUGAUGACCUCGGUCGCCGCCUGCUUGAUGGACGCCGAGUCUUCACUACUGUUGACGGUGCGAGGAACCUCUCCUCUCGGCCGGCAGUUCAUGGCUUCGAGCCUUGGGAAGAAAUGGAAGUUGUCAUUGCCGGAAAGAAGUUCCGGGUUGUUGGCACGCCAACCAAGCACGUCGAUGGUAACGAGUGUACCGGCUUUAUCUUGACUGGGGAGGACUUUGGUCAUGGUCGCGACGGUCUCCCUAACGCAAUCUAUUUCUCGGGCGAUACUGUUUACGUGGAGGAAUUGAAGCAGAUGGCAGAACGCUUUCAUGUUUGUGCUGCGAUCGUCAACCUCGGUAAUGCUCAUGCGCCUACGGACUUAACAGACCCCAGCAGCCCCCCUUAUCAGAUCACCAUGGAUGGCAAGCAGGCCGCUCAACUCUUCCGCGAAAUCAAGGCCGACUACCUUGCACCUAUGCAUUAUGAGUCAUGGCAUCAUUUCACACAGUUUGGACAAGAGCUGCGUCAGGCUUUCCAAGAGGAAGGAAUCAGUGACCAGGUAUGCUGGCUCAAACCUUGGGAGCCUGUGAAGGUUCUGUGAUUACACCCAUCACAGUGAGAGUUAAUAAUAGGGUCACGCAAACCUUGUUUUGCUUCAAACGACCAUGUGCUGCCGCAUGUGUGUGCAGUCAGAAGUGUCACGUCUUAGCACAAAAUACC